Molecule: messenger RNA, 4709 nt
Organism: Dictyostelium purpureum
Lineage: Eukaryota; Evosea; Eumycetozoa; Dictyosteliales; Dictyosteliaceae
Exons: 6
Coding region: 1-4383 (1460 amino acids)
Biological process (GO): RNA 3'-end processing
Cellular component (GO): TRAMP complex; nucleolus
Molecular function (GO): poly(A) RNA polymerase activity; mRNA binding
Source: RefSeq, a predicted model, not a curated record
AUGGAUUUUAAAAAACAAGUCAAUAAUUGGAUAUUGUCAUUAAAUCAUGAAGAGUUGGAAACUAUUUUAACUGACUGUAAUAAAACCGAAUGCGACAAACUUAGGGCAAUGUAUUCAGAAUGGAAUUUUCAAGAUGGGUAUUUUUUUGAUGAAUCUGCAGAUAUACCGGGCAUGCCUAGUUUUGAAGAUAUAUUUGAAAGCAGCAAUAAAUUAAAAUCUAGAAAAAGUCAUAGUAGCGGCAGCAUUGGUAAUUCAAAUAGUUUCCUCUCCAGUAACAAUAAUAAUAGUAAUAAUAGUGAUAUAGAGAUUGAUAAUAAUAAAUUGCCCAGUGACUUAUUAAGAAAAUUUAAAUUAGAAUUUAGACUUACAAACGAUAAAUCAAUUCAUCAUUUUGAAAAUUUACAACCAUUUUUACCUGAACGAAAAGUUGAAGAAGAAAAAAGGAUUGUUAAAUUAAUUAGAUUGUGUGAUACUAGAACUAGAUUAGAUACAUUUACGAUUGAAAGUAAUUCUAUAUCAAAUACAGAGCUUAUACAUUUAUUAACUCAAUUAAGCCAGGGCGGUUUUUUACAAGUACCAUGCCAUUUAAUUAAAGAUUCACAAAAUAAUUGGAGGUGUGAACAACCAAAAUGGUUUAUUUCUAAAAGUUUUUUUUCACUCGGCGAAUUUAUAGCAUCAUGGUUUGAAUCAUUAAUUUGGACUCAGUUUUGGGAGAACCAUAAAUUGGAUGGAAGAAAAGAUCAAACAAAUAAACAAAAGAUUACAAAACCAAUUUUUAAGUUAUUGGAUUCAAGAAAGAGUAAUUUGAAAGAGUUUUGGUCAAAACAGAUGACCAUAGAUAAUCGGAAAAAAUAUGCAAUGACUAAAAUGGGCAAUCUUUUAUUAUCAGUUAUUCAAUCAUUAAAUGAAACUCCAGAAAAAGUAGAUUUAGAUUUUAUGGAAAAAUUAGGUGAACUAAUGGAGGAUUUUAAGUCACCUAUUACAUCACCAAUAAUAUCAUCAUCCAAUAAUAUUGAUAAUAAUAAUAAAAAUAAUGAUAAUUUAAAUAGCUCAAUUAACUCUAUAUUAUCAAAUGAAAAAAAUAUAAAAAGACAUCACCAUGGUCAGCAAGUGUUAGCGUCAAGUUCACUUUCAGAGUCGCCAGAAAGUUUAAAUGGGAUCAGUUCAAUUUUUGAAGACUAUUUAGUUCAAAACCCAAUCAAAUUGAUUGAGUUUUUAUGCUUUUCUCCAUUAGAAAGAGCUGGCAGUACAGUUGAUAUGGUAAUGCGUCAAAUUGGGGCACAACUUCAAAAUUUUUAUUCAGAAAGUUUAUCAAUGGAUCUUAUUAAUGCUGAAGAAAGCAGCAGUAGAGCAGGAAGAAAAUCUAGAAAUUAUAGCGGUAAUAAUUCAAAUGGUAGUUCUUUAAAUUCCAGUGGCAAUAGUACUCCCGUUAAAUCAAAGAAAAAGAAAAAACAGCAAACUCCUACAAGUUCGGCUAAAGAGGGUUGUAAUUCAAAUAAAUCUUUAAAUGAGUCAUCGGAUUCUUCUCAAUCUCAAAAUGAACGUAGUGGCGGUGGUAGUAGACCUUCAAGCUCAUCAUCUACAACAAUAAAUAGUGGUAACAGCAACCCAGGGAAUACUUCAAUAAGAAAAAAACGUAAAAAAAAAUCAAAUAACAAUAGUAGAAACUCAAAUGAAUCAAAUCAAGAAAAAGCAUCAAACUCCGAUACAGAACAAGAGUCAAUUCAAACUCGUCCACGUAGACAUUCAUUACCGAUGGACACCCCACCCUCAAUUAAAAAUGGUAUACCUUAUCUUAGUACUACAGAAGAUGAAGAUGGUGUUAGUAUGUUAUCUGAAGGCGAUUUAAUUCAAAAUAAUAAUAAUAACAAUAAUAAUAAUAACAAUAAUAGAAAUAAUAAUGUUAAUAACAUUUCAAAUAAACCAAAAAAUAAUAAUAGUGGUAAUAAAUCUAGUACUAAAAAGAAAAGCAGUUCAAAUAAAAUAACAUCGAAAAAUCGGGCUAAUAGUACAUGUGAACAAAGAACUCCGUUAAUGAAUGCCAAGUCUUCUUCAUCUUCAUCAAAUACAACAGUAGCAACAUCGGCUUUGGCUUCUUCAUCUACAACAUCAACACCAAUUUCACCAUCCUCGUCCUCUACAACAAAAUUAAGUAUUAAUAAUAAUAGUAAUAGCAAAAAUUGCAAUAAUAAUAACGGUAUUGGUAACAAUAACAGUAAUCAUAAAUAUAGUUAUAAUGAUGAUUAUGAGGAUGAAGAUAAUUCUGAUGAAUCAAACGAUGAAUCAUGCACAGAAGGAUCUGAGGACGACCAAUCUUCAGAUGAAGAUAAUUCAUUUAUUCAAGAUUUAAGCAAACAAAUUUCAAAGCAAUUUAAUAUAUCAAUUGAUGACAGCCAUCAUGACACCAAGGUUAAAUCACCAAAUAGAGAGGGCUUGAAACUAAAUCAAAGUUUAGAAAAUAUACCAAAUACUUUAUUGUCAUCUUCAACAACAACUAACGCAGCACCAAUUCAAACUAAAAACAUUGAGAAUAUUUCAUUACCAAAUAACAAUAAUAUUAAUAAUAGCAAUAGCAAUAAUAAUAACCAAAAACAAUCACAAUCACCUCAACAAAAUCAAUUAUUUAAUUUCUUUGCAUCACCAACAUCACCAUCAUCACCUAUUUUAAUUCAUCAAUCUACUCUUAAUUCACCCAAUAGGUUAUCCAGAAUUCCUUCACCCCAACAACUUUCACCAAGGGGCGGUAACAUCUCACCUACUUCUGCUGGUAAUGUUUCAAGCAAAAGACAAUUUUUUGAAAACCAAUCAAGUCAAUUAAAUUAUAAAAAUGAUAAUGAUAUUGAUAACAAUAUUAAUGACAAUAAUAGUAAUAUUAGUAACAAUAACAAUAAUAACAGUAAUAUUAACAAUAGUGAUGCAGACAAACAAAAUAAUAGUGGUAUAGAUGAAUCUAAAAAUAAUAGUAAUAUAAAUAGUUCAGGAAAGAAUGAAAAUAAUAGAAAUAUAUUAAAAUCUAAAUCCGCUAGCAGCCUUCAUGCAACAAGUUCAAUCGAUAAAUAUAAAGAUUGGAGACAUAAUAAAUUUUUUAAUCAAAUCCAAACAUUUAGACAAGUUAUACCAUUUACAAAUUUACAAGCAUUUUUAUUACCUUGGGAUGAUCCACCUUUACCCUAUCCACAUCCCAGAUUUUCAAUUAAAUUACAUCAAGAGAUUUUGGAUUUUGUAUCAGAUGUUGGUGAAAGAACUUAUCCACAUGUUCAAAGUUGUCAUCAAGUUAUUGGUUGGAUUAGAGCCGUUGUUAAGAAAUUAUGGUCUCAUGCAGAUUUAGAUUUAUUUGGUAGCUUUAUGACUGGAUUAUGGUUGCCCAGUAGUGACAUCGAUAUCGUUGUAAAUUAUGGUAAUAACAUGUCUAUCAAGCCAAAAAAUGCGCAAUUUCUUUUAAAGGUUUUGGAAAAGCAAAUUAGAAAUGAUUUAGAUGGUUUCAUUCUUUCAAUGGUUUGUAUACCAUCAGCCAAAAUACCUGUCAUCAAAUUGGUAACCACCGAAAAUAUAUCAGUUGACAUUUCAUUUAGAGAAUCUCCAACUUCGAUUCAUACUGGUAUUGCCGCUCGUGAUUUAAUCGCUGAUUGUGUCAAAGAUGUAGUUGGUUUAUAUCCUUUAGCAAUAGUUUUAAAAUGGUUCCUUAGAGAAAGAGGCUUAAACAAUACCUAUACUGGUGGUUUAAGUUCAUAUUGUUUGGUUUUAAUGUUAAUUAGUUUUUUAAAAAAUAAUGAACAUUGCCCAAGAAAAGCAAAUAAUACAAAUAAUACGAAUAAUAAUAAUAAUAAUAGUAAUACAACUACCAACAAUACUGCUACUCCACCAAUUGAAGUUUUAGCAUCAAAUAUCCCAAUAAUUAAUCAAAGUAACCAACCUACCCUUAAAGCAAAGCCGUGUAUGUGCGAAGAUGCCGAUCAAAUUUCAGGUCUUAAUAUAGGUUGUGCUUUAAUGAGAUUUUUAGAAUAUUAUGGUGUAAAUUUCAAUUAUCAAAUGACUGGUAUUUCUAUUGAUGAGGGCCAUUAUACAUUUCCAAUUACUAAAGAAGAUCCUAUCGGUUCACAAUAUCUUUUAAAUAGCAACAAUAAUAAUGAAAAUGGUGUAACAUUUAAUCAACCACCCCCACAACAAGAUAAUUUCUAUAGUAAUCAUAAUCCCUUCUAUUUAGUAGUUGCCGAUCCUUUUGUCCCUGGUAGAAAUGUGGCAGCAGGCUCUUUUAAUUUUUCUCGUGUUAAAGCUGCUUUUCAAUAUGCUUUUGCAACUCUUAGCAACACAUCAAUGAAUGAACUAUCAUUCGAAAAUGAAACUAUAUUAUCAAAAAUUUUAAUGCCAAGUAAUUUAAAAUAAUAAAAGAAUAGAUAAUUAUAAUAUAGAUAAAAAUAAUAUAGAUAAUAAUAAAGAUAAUAAUAUAGAUAAAAACAUAGAUAAAAACAUAGAUAAUAAUAAUGGUUACAAAUGAUAACAUAGAUAAUAACAUAGAUAAUAGCAUAAUAACAAAUUUUUUUUUUUAAUCAAUUAAUUAAUUAAUUUUAAUUAAAAAAUAAAUGUAUAUAUUUAAAAAUCAAAUAAAGUCUUUAUUUAAAGAAUAAUACACCAACCUAUAAAUCUAAAUAAAAUUAUUCAACUAUCUAAAAAGUUAUUAAUAAAAAUAUAAAUUUUUUUUUUAAUCCUAU